Molecule: messenger RNA, 3156 nt
Organism: Elephantulus edwardii (Cape elephant shrew)
Lineage: Eukaryota; Metazoa; Chordata; Mammalia; Macroscelidea; Macroscelididae
Gene: MFHAS1
Product: malignant fibrous histiocytoma amplified sequence 1
Exons: 3
Coding region: 1-3156 (1051 amino acids)
Molecular function (GO): protein binding
Source: RefSeq, a predicted model, not a curated record
AUGGCUGGGAAGGACAGUGGGAACCUGAAGACGGUGAGGCUGUGGCGGGACGCCGCCCUGCGCGCCAGGAAGCUGCGGAGCAACCUGCGCCAGCUCACGCUCAGCGCCACCGGGGGCUGUCCCGCGGCCGGCACCGACCAGCUGGAGUCCCCCGAUGCCCCUCAGCUCGUGCUACCGGCCAACAUCGGGGACAUUGAAGUGCUGAACCUGGGGAACAACGGUCUGGAGGAGGUGCCCGAUGGGCUUGGGUCGGCGCUGGGCAGCUUGCGCGUCCUGGUCCUGCGCAGAAACCGCUUCGUCUGGCUGCCCCCCGCGGUGGCCGAGCUGGGCCAUCACCUCACUGAGCUGGACGUGAGCCACAACCGGCUGACUGCCGUGGGUGCAGAAGUGGUGAGUGCCCUGCGGGAGCUGCGCAAGCUUAACCUCAGCCACAAUCAGCUGCCCUCCCUGCCCGCCCAGCUGGGCGCCCUCGCCCACCUGGAGGAGCUGGAUGUCAGCUUUAACAGGCUGGCACACCUGCCCGACUCUCUUUCUUGCCUCCACCGUCUGCGGACCCUCGACGUGGACCACAACCAACUCACUGCCUUUCCCCAGCAGCUGCUGCAGCUGGCAGCCCUGGAGGAGCUGGAUGUGUCCAGCAACCGGCUUCGGGGCCUACCUGAGGAUAUCAGUGCCCUGCGUGCCCUCAAGAUCCUUUGGCUGAGCGGGGCUGAGCUUGGCACCUUGCCCAUCGGCUUCUGUGAGCUGGCCAGUCUGGAGAGCCUCAUGCUAGACAACAACGGUCUGCAGGCUCUGCCCUCCCAGUUCAGCCGCCUGCAAAAGCUCAAAAUGCUCAACCUCUCUUCCAACCUCUUUGAGGAGUUCCCUGCUGCUCUGCUGCCCCUGGCUGGUCUGGAGGAACUCUACCUUAGUCGAAACCAGCUCACCUCAGUGCCAUCCCUUAUCUCGGACCUGGGCCGGCUUCUCACUCUGUGGCUGGAUAAUAACAGGAUCCGCUACCUGCCUGACACUAUUGUGGAACUGACAGGCCUGGAGGAACUAGUGUUACAAGGGAACCAGAUUGCUGUGCUGCCGGACAACUUUGGCCAGCUUUCCCGGGUGGGCCUGUGGAAGAUCAAGGACAACCCCCUGAUUCAGCCCCCCUACGAGGUCUGUAUGAAGGGGAUCCCCUACAUUGCAGCUUACCAAAAGGAGCUGGCUCAUUCCCAGCCGGCAGUGCAGCCCCGCCUCAAGCUGCUCCUGAUGGGCCAUAAGGCUGCAGGGAAGACCUUGCUUCGUCACUGCCUCACGGAGGACAAAGUGGAAGGAAACCAUGGAGGGGACAAAGAGAAGAGUUACCCUUCCUCACCUCCUCCCGUGAGUAAGGGCAUUGAGGUGACCAGCUGGACAGCUGAUGCUUCUCGGGGCCUGCGAUUCAUCGUGUAUGACUUAGCCGGUGAUGAAAGUUACGAGGUGAUCCAGCCCUUCUUCCUCUCCCCAGGGGCGCUUUAUGUGCUAGUGGUCAACUUGGCCACCUACCAGCCGAGCGGCUUUCCCACCACCGUGGGCUCCUUCUUGCAUCGAGUGGGGGCCCGAGUGCCGCAUGCAGUGGUUUGUAUUGUGGGCACACACGCGGACCUGUGUGGGGAGCGGGAACUGGAGGAAAAGUGCCUGGACAUUCACCGCCAGAUCGCCCUGCAGGAGAAGCAUGAUGCGGAGGGGCUCAGCCGCCUGGCACAGGUGGUGGACGAAGCCCUGGCCCAGGACUUCGAGCUGCGCUCUGCCAGCCCCCAUGCAGCCUACUAUGGUGUUUCUGACAAGAACCUUCGGCGCCGCAAGGCCCAUUUUCAGUACUUGCUUAACCACCGGCUGCAGAUCCUUUCCCCUGUGCUGCCCGUUAGUUGCAGGGACCCGCGCCAAUUGCAGCGCCUGCGGGACAAGCUUCUCUCAGUAGCUGAACACCGGGAAAUCUUCCCCAACUUGCAUAGAGUAUUGCCUCGAUCCUGGCAGGUGCUGGAGGAACUGCAUUUCCAGCCACCUCAGGCCCAACGGCUUUGGCUGAGCUGGUGGGAUUCUGCACGCCUGGGCCUGCAGGCAGGUCUGACCGAGGACCGGCUGCAGAGUGCCCUUUCCUACCUGCAUGAGAGUGGAAAGCUGCUCUACUUUGAAGACAGUCCAGCCCUCAAGGAACAUGUCUUCCACAACCUCACUCGUCUCAUUGACAUCCUCAAUGUCUUUUUCCAGAGGGAUGCUUCUUUACUGCUGCAUAAGCUGCUCCUAGGGACCAGUGGAGAGGGGGAGGCAGAUGGAGAAAGCGCCCUUCUGAUGGCGGUGCCUGCCCCUAGCCAGGACCUGCUCCGGGCCACGCAGUUCCAUCAUUAUGUGGAGGGUUUUCUGCUACAUGGACUCUUGCCAGCUCAUGUCAUUCGGUUGCUGCUGAAGCCUCACGUCCAGGCGCAGCAGGACUUGCAGUUGCUGCUGGAACUACUGGAGAAGAUGGGACUCUGUUACUGCCUCAAUAAGCCCAAGGGCAAGCCUUUGAAUGGGUCCAUGGCCUGGUACAAGUUCCCGUGCUAUGUGCAGAACGAGGUGCCCCAUGCAGAGGCCUGGAUUAACGGGACCAACUUGGCCGGGCAGUCUUUUGUCGCUGAGCAGUUACAGAUUGAAUAUAGUUUCCCCUUUACCUUUCCACCUGGGUUGUUUGCACGCUUCAGUGUCCAGAUCAACAGCCACGUGGUACACAGGUCAGAUGGCAAAUUUCAGAUCUUUGCAUAUAGAGGGAAAGUUCCUGUGGUGGUGAGCUACAGACCUGCCAAGGGGGUCUUGCAGCCAGACACUCUGUCCAUUGCCAGCCAUGCAUCAUUACCAAAUAUAUGGACAGCAUGGCAAGCCAUUACCCCCUUAGUCGAGGAACUGAACGUCCUGCUUCAGGAAUGGCCUGGACUGCACUACACCGUGCAUAUCCUCUGUCCUAAGUGCCUUAAGAGAGGGUCGCCCAGUCCACACGCUUUCCCAGGGGAGUUGCUGAGUCAGCCCCGACCAGAAGGAGUAGCAGAGAUCAUUUGCCCCAAGAACGGCAGUGAACGAGUGAAUGUUGCCUUGGUUUACCCACCCACACCAACUGUGAUCAGCCCCUGUUCCAAGAAGAACGUCGGUGAAAAGCACAGAAACCAGUGA